AUUCACCUGCGUCCUCAAAAUCCGCACUGCGCUCAGAGGUCUUAGCAUUUUUCAGCCCGUCUACUCCGCACCAGAAUUCUUCACUCACUCCGCGCAUAGCUAUUGUGGAAGCUGCGAAGCCGCAAACGAAAACACUCACCGUCACACUUGAAAACGGUAACUUUGGCACAUCCGGCGGGCCAGACGGUACCGGUGCAUCUGAACCUUCAUCGUCUUUCGACGGUGUUGGGAGCUGUGGUGGUUAUUACCGUCUUGAUCGUCUGGACAGUGUGAUCAAUCCUACUGUGACGGCCAAACUUGACCGAAUGGCUCAACAACUUGGUUUUCACGUGCCCAGUAAGUCACAUCCGGUCGACCAGAAUGGGCAAUUACCAGACUGGGACGAAAUCCAUUUGGAAGACAACCUGUCUACACCCAGUGUACCUGGAGAGGUGGAUGUCACUGUGAAUCACAACUAUCAUCAGGUUCUUCCGCCAUCUGUAUCUCGCAAACGCUCAAUGUUUUCCAAUUUCGCUAAGCGGUUUUCCAUCCCUCGUCACAAAACAGCAGGAACGCCAAAUUUGGUUUCGCAAACUGGGGAUUCUCUGUCCAAAGACAGUCCUGCCACACCACCAUCGAAGAUAAAAAGGGGCUCCUCAAGGCCUCGUAGACUUCGGCGGUGGUUGAGUCGUCAUUUCUGGAGAACAAAGCCUAAUCAGGCCUGUAUAAAAAAGUCCGAAGAACCCUUUGCUAGUGCUGAGGCGAUUCUAGAAGGAAGCAAUAUCCCUUCUUCUUCAGACGGUCUUGGAGAAGCCGACUUCAAAUCAGACACAGAGUUGGACGAUGACUCCCGACCGCUUCGCCGGUCUCAAGUCAGAACUAGUUUAUUAGAUCCUGAGCAAGCUCGACAUUGUGCUUCUUUGGAAGAGCUCGGAGACCAUUCCCCCGUCCAUGUGCCGGGUCAUCCACUUAUUCCUUCGUCAGCUCGCCUUGCGGCUAUCAGGCUAGAUUCACGUAACGAUCAACCGCUGGAUCAUUCGUCCCCUCAUUCACAGCACGGUCUGAUCCAAAAGGCAGCGCGCCCGCCCUCAACUCUGCGACUGAAAGAGUCCACACCUCCGUGUGCUUUAAACCGAAAGAACAGUCUGCAUUCUGCCGGUGAGCGAAUCAAAGGUCACGUACACUUCGCCUCAAGUAACGUCAACGCUGGUGAAGUAUUCCGACCAGGUGCUCGGGUUUCUUCCUUGUCUGCUGCGAAAUUGUUCGACCAGCAGAGGUUUGUAAUCAACCAGUCCGACUCGUCAAGCACUGCCCAAUAUACACCAAGCUACCUCAGCAUUUCCGUUGCAGCAUUCGGGUACUCGGGCUAUAAGCGGCAGUCGCUGUCUUCCAACAAUCUCACCACUCCCGGUUUCCCUAUAGCUAACACUUCCCCGCCAAUGUCUGCUGCUCCUGGGACGAAUACAGUGAGUUCCUCAAAACCCAGUCCUUGGCUUCCGAAAGAACAACCUGUAUCUAUCGGUAAUAACAACGUAGUUAUACUGCAAGCACGAAAGCCCAGCCGUGUAUCGACUACGGCGGGGCGCGACGAAACAGUCCUACCUAAUGAUCCUUCAGAUUCCGGUACUGGAUCUUCCACAAAGGCUGUUACAGUUGGCACCUCCAACCUACUACUGCAAGCGCGAUCAACCCCUCGGAUGGCAACCCGGUUCUCUAAAGAAGAGUCGCUUACUGUUUCCACUGGUCAAAGCGUCAUUCCAUGUAAUGGAACAGGCACUCAUAACAAAUAUGACCCUAAUGUUUUGCGGACGACAUCACCUUCGCCCUGUCCUUCAUCUGCAGAAGGAACGCCGAGUGCAGUGCGUCUUCGACGAACUUCGCCCCUGAGCCCAACAGGGACCAUAGAUGACCACAAGGACAACUGGAAGCGUUCCUCGCUGAUUAUGCUAGCCGUAUCACAUGCCAGUCGUCGUUCUCGGCCCAACACAUCUUUCGAGAGACAGACCACACUCUCCUUGAUGGAAGACGAUAUUCCAACGAGCGAAGGCACCGGAUCUCUUAUCGCAGCCAAACGCUACAAGGCCGCGGUCGUCGUAGGUCAUGAAUCGGUCAUCGAAAAUGGGUCCAAAGCCAUGAAUGGAACUUCGCAUCUCACGGAGAAGGAUGAUUUCCCAACGGAGCAGAGGACUGAGGAGUCCGAGAACAAGUCUGUUGCUGCAGUACCCCAAUCCCCGAUCAUAGAUGGGCAUUACUAUUUACGACAAGCUGCUCACAGUGAAGCUGAACUGCUUACUUUGAUUGAUCGUGCUGAAUUUGACCUAUCAGACAAGGCUUUGGACGAGGAAUCUUCUGGACUACUGCGGACUGCAAUCGGAAAAGCACGUCUGCUUAUAGCCGAAAAGUUUGCACAAUUUCGUGGCCUCUGUCAGCUGAAUUUGGAAUGGAAUCAACAGACUGCACCGAGUGACCCGGAUGUCAAGCACCUGUUCACUUCUCUUGAAGAUUUGGAUGGAUUUUGGGCUAUUGUUAGAUUGCAAAUCGAUGACGUUCAUAGACUAUUUGACCAAAUCGAGAGACUUCGUUCAAAUAAUUGGAGAACACCGAACGAGGUGGAUUCGAACUCUUUGGCCUCCGGUCAGAAAAAGACUGCAAAGAAUAACACUACCAGGCACAAACAUCCUUCGGGAUCCAGCAAUGCAACACGGAAGAAAGAUAACGAAAUUGCCCGUCUAAAAGCACGAGAACGCCUAGAAACAAUCAAACGCGAGAUGCGAGCCAAACAGCAGCAGCAACAGCAAUCGGGCGCUGAUGGUGCGUAUAUCGUCGUCUGAAUCUGCCUCCGAAUCGUCCGGCGACUUUAUUCCGCGGACUAUAAAGGAUGUGCGCUACCACUUGUGCCUCAAGAGCGAGACAGAGCCAUCAUGAUGCUCCCACGUUCUUUUUUACACCAAUCAUGGUUUUCACUCGCUCUCACUACCCAUUCGCCCGCCUUGUAACCAGUGCUUUUUUUACCUCAACACUGCUUGUACAUUUCUAACUGUUUAUAACAACUAACCUAUUCGUGGAAACCCAUUCUAAGCUCCAAGUACUUCUACUGGCAACUACCAGUAAUUUCGAAAGCGUUUUUCUAAAGUGCAAACCUUCCAAACCUUUGUCUGUGCAAAGUUUCGAUCCCCUAAAUGGGCUUCAAUCAUUUUCGCUUGAUUGUCUUCCUGAUAAAAUGAGAGGUGCUGUACCGUCUUGGACAUCGAGGCAUCCGAUGUGUAAAUACAUCUUUUAUAACCUUC
Opisthorchis viverrini is the source of this 3266-nucleotide messenger RNA. RefSeq lists its product as hypothetical. The record is from RefSeq and is a predicted model, not a curated record. Gene Ontology annotation, biological process: signaling. Gene Ontology annotation, cellular component: glutamatergic synapse; postsynaptic specialization. Gene Ontology annotation, molecular function: molecular adaptor activity. The annotation marks the transcript as partial. The transcript is spliced from 11 exons. NCBI's taxonomy places the organism in Eukaryota, Metazoa, Platyhelminthes, Trematoda, Opisthorchiida, Opisthorchiidae.